This is a messenger RNA of Entamoeba invadens IP1, 557 nucleotides long. RefSeq lists its product as hypothetical. The transcript is spliced from 2 exons. The record is from RefSeq and is a predicted model, not a curated record. The annotation marks the transcript as partial. Lineage: Eukaryota; Evosea; Mastigamoebida; Endamoebidae.
AUCAGAUGGUAUUUGCCAAACCUGUGAAGCUGGCUUUUACUCGGAAUUGUCUGAGUUGUCAUGAAAAUAUGUUUCUUUCAAAUGGUGUUUGUGAGAGUUGUCCAACUGGUCAAUAUUUAAGUCCAAAUGGUUGCGCAAGUUGUGCAGAACAAACUUAUUCUCUUGUAAAUAGUUCGAUGUGUAUGAUUUGUUCUUCAUGUGUUAAGUGUGAUCAAACGAAUGGGUAUUACACUUUAUGUAAGAAUGGGCAGUUUGUUAACGAUUAUAGUUGUGAUGAUUGUGAAGCUGGGACGUAUGGAGAUGGCGCCAAAUGCAUUCCUUGCCAAAUAGGAACAUAUUCAAAUUUACCAGGGAGUGCCAGUUGUACACCAUGUAGUGAAGGUUAUUAUACAAAUACAACGGCUACAACUAUGUGUACAAAAUGUAACUAUAAUUGCAUUUCAUGUGAAAGAGAAAGUGGAUUCUGCUCUUCGUGUGUGCCUGGCUGUAUUUUAUCAGAAAACCGCUGCAUUCCAUGUGAUGCUGGAACAAGAGCAAAUCAAGAAACAAACACAUGA